This is a messenger RNA of Lathyrus sativus (Indian pea), 1080 nucleotides long. NCBI's taxonomy places the organism in Eukaryota, Viridiplantae, Streptophyta, Magnoliopsida, Fabales, Fabaceae. The record is from the annotation of a GenBank genome assembly.
AUGAAAACCUUUACUACAAAUCCAUUGCUCUCAAUUAUGCACAUUUUCAUGCUUAGCUUGUUAAGUUUUAUGGCUACAAUUGAAGCUUCCAAGAGUAAAGUCUCUGCCAUUUAUGUGUUUGGAGAUUCCACAGUAGACCCAGGAAACAACAACUUUAUAAACACACCUUUCAAGAGUGAUUUUCCACCUUAUGGUAGAGAUUUUCCUAAGCAAAGUCCCACAGGAAGGUUCACUAAUGGAAAACUUGGCACUGAUUUUAUUGCUUCUUAUUUAGGUUUGAAAGAGUUGGUGCCACCAUAUUUGGAUCCAAAUCUGAGUCAUGAAGAUCUUAUGACAGGAGUUAGUUUUGCUUCUGCUGGGUCUGGUUUUGACCCACUCACACCAACUCUCACUAAUGUUGUCCCAAUAUCAAAGCAACUAGAAUAUUUCAAACAAUACAAAAAUCGGUUGGAGAGUAAGCUUGGUAAGCAAGAAACUGAAAAUCACAUGAACACCGCUAUAUUUAUCAUAAGCGCGGGCACAAAUGAUUUCGUUGUUAAUUAUUUUAUGAUGCCAAUAAGAAGAAGAAGCUUUAGCGUCGCAGCUUAUGGUAAUUUCUUGCUUCAUCAUGUCAAAGAUUUCAUGCAGAAUUUGUUGACAGAAGGUGCUAGAAAAAUUGGUUUUGUUGGAUUACCUCCAUUGGGAUGUUUGCCAAUCAUGAUCACAUUAAAUUCCAACAAUGCAUUUCUUGAACGGAAUUGUGUGGACAAAUAUUCAUCUGUGGCAAGAGAUUAUAACAUGGUGCUUCAACAUGAAUUGUUCUUAAUGCAACUUAAUUCUACUAAGAUCUCUUACAUUGACAUAUAUAAACCCUUAGCUAACAUGAUUCAAGAACAUGAAAAUCUUGGUUUUGAUGAGGUUGAUAGAGGCUGUUGUGGAAGUGGUUUCAUUGAGGCAACAUUUAUGUGUAAUCAUAAUUCACAUGUAUGUUUUGAUCCAUCAAAAUAUGUGUUUUGGGAUUCAAUACACCCUACAGAGAAGGUAUACCAUGAUCUAUUUGCUGCAAACCGUCACAUCCUUGAUGGGCUUAUCAACGGAUAG